AUGGAUUUGGGAGUUGGUGUAUUGGAUGAUUGUAUAUAUGCAAUUGGUGGAGAAGAUUUCAAAAAUCCAUUAAAAAGUGUAGAGGUAUUUGAUAUCAAUAUUCAAAAAUGGAGAACAGUAAUUAGUAUGUCUACUGAAAGAAGUGAUUUGGGUGUUGGUGUACUCAAUAAUCGUCUAUACGCUGUUGGUGGUUUUGCAAAUGGUGAAAGUUUUAAAUCUGUGGAAUAUUAUGAUCCCACACUUGACAUAUGGACUCCAGUUGCAGAAAUGUCUGAGUGUCGUUAUGGUGUUAGUGUAGGGGUUUUGGAUGGACUUAUGUACGCAAUUGGUGGCUAUAAUGGAAUGGUGGAUCUUAAAAGUGUUGAGGUUUAUAGACCAAGUGAUGGAGUUUGGUCUUCUAUACCUGAUAUGAAUUUAUGCCGAUAUCACCCUGGAGUAGCCGUAUUAGAUGGCGAAGAAAUAGUUGUACAACCAGAUAUUCAAGAGGAGGAGGGAAGUGACAUUUUUCGAGUACCUGAUAAUUGGGACUACGAAACAGACAGCGACUUAGAUUGGCAUUUUGACGGCGGUAUAAAUCCAAAUAAUACGACACCUCAUUCAUCACAAUCAACACCGAUGAGUGUUGCUACUUCGACAACACCUAAACGAGCAAAUGAUCAGGCACAGGGAAGUAGCAGUGGUUCCAAGAAGAUGAAACUUCCUGGUACGGGGAAUCAAACAGCUGAUGAACCAGAUACUGGGAAUCCUAGUACUGAAAAUGUUGUCAUACCUCGGCCAUUUCAUAAAUCAACAGGAUAUACAAUGUUUUUUAGAAAAAUACACUCAAUUAUUAGUUAUGGUUUGGCAAGUGUUCAGCUCCAACUUGGAAGCUUUGCUAGCGAACGUAUGGGAACAACAUCUCUAAUGUACUUACCAGUAGACAAACCUUAUUUUUAUAUGUCACCAUCAGAGUUUAAUAAUAUAGUUAGUAAUAUUCGUGGAGUACGUGUGUUGAAAGUGAAAUGUAAAGUUGUUAUGCGUAAUCCUAGAACGGCUUUUGAGACCAACGCGUCAACAAGUAAUUUGGCAACUUUAAAUCAAAAUAAAUUUAUACAACAUGCAACUGGUUUAGUUAAUUGCACUAGAGGUUUUAAUACGGUAUAUGAAUUUGCUACUGCAACUAACCCUAUGGUGCCGACAUCUUGUAAAAUAAUCGAUACUACAUUUAUGAAAAAAGUAAUAAGUGCUAUAAGUAAUAUGUACGGGACAAAAAAUGACGACUGGUUGAAACCGAAUUGGUCCGCAGGUGCAACUUUACCAUGUUCGUUUAUGAAUUUGCUUAUGCAAUUUCCAGCUUAUUAUACUAUGUAUGCAAACAGUGCUCAAAAUCAAGGGAAAAUUGGAUGGCAAAAUAUUAAUGAACACGUAACAAAAAUGGAUGCUAGCGCAGUUAUAGGUACUACAAUUAUUGAUUACGAAUAUACAACUACUUUAUCAUAUUUAUCAAUGCCGUGGAAAGCAAUAUUUGCGGGACGAGCGGAGUCUAACGGCACGAACAAAGAAUCUUUUAAUCUCGCAGAUACUAAUAGUAUUGCAUUACCUAAUAGUUAUACAAUGGAUAACACUAAUGGUACGUGUAAAGCCGACGUAUCUAAUAAUUAUUCAUUGUUGACUGACGCUAAGUGGAAACAAUAA
Molecule: messenger RNA, 1674 nt
Organism: Macrosiphum euphorbiae (potato aphid)
Lineage: Eukaryota; Metazoa; Arthropoda; Insecta; Hemiptera; Aphididae
Source: the annotation of a GenBank genome assembly